Molecule: messenger RNA, 618 nt
Organism: Peronospora belbahrii
Lineage: Eukaryota; Oomycota; Peronosporomycetes; Peronosporales; Peronosporaceae
Source: the annotation of a GenBank genome assembly
AUGGGAUUGUCAGUGUUCUUUCAGCGUGUCUGGGACCUCGUACGCAGGCCGUUCGAGGACUGCACGAGCUGCUGCGACGUAAUUGACCCUGAUUACUAUCGCAAGGCGUCACCUGGCGUACACAGAACUCCACGAAUGUACGACCACUGGGAACGUGACGUCAAGUACUUUACGCAGUCUCGGCCUCCACUAUCGCGUUCUUCAUCAACAAGCAGUCGUGUAGGUUUAACAAAGCGUUCCACGUCGUCAGGCUCGAGAUCACGCUCCGAUACGCCUUCAAAUUGCUCGUACUCUUACGACAAAGAAGAGGCAGGGGACAGGCAAGUGCAAUUCUUGUUUUACGGAGGCAGCGAUUAUCCCACGCCAGCAGGAGGACUCUGCACAAGUGGGUACCGUAGCGAUAUGAUCUCCCACUACGUGCGACCGAUGAUGGAGUCCAUGAGUCCAGUAUUGAUUAAGUCACCACGAAUUAAUCAUGAGAUGCCGUGCUUCUUCUCACCGCGCAAUGCGCCGCAAUCUCCGAUGUUUGCGCCAAUCUACUCGCCCCAUCUCUUCACAAUCACAGAGCAUCGAAUACGGUAUGGGUCUCGAUACUACAAUGUGCGGUUUUGCAGAUGA